Carassius gibelio (silver crucian carp) is the source of this 3052-nucleotide messenger RNA. RefSeq lists its product as uncharacterized. NCBI's taxonomy places the organism in Eukaryota, Metazoa, Chordata, Actinopteri, Cypriniformes, Cyprinidae. Bases 223 to 2019 code for a protein of 598 amino acids. The record is from RefSeq and is a predicted model, not a curated record. The transcript is spliced from 17 exons.
GUAGGUGGCGGUAAUGCUCAAAAUCGAUGCGAGAUUGCGUAUCGCCAAAUAAAGGCAGAACAAGAGGACUUCCUCCUCUUCGGACUUCAUUAAGCAGACUUUUAACGUCAGCAAUUUAGUUGUCUUUAGUUGCAAUUAAGAUGGCUGAGCAGGACAUUGGUGCAGCAGAGGAUGCUAUGUUCCAUGCAGACCUGCUUUUGGCUCAAAUGAAAGAAAAACAAGAUGAGAAAAGUGCCCCCCCCCAACCGGGAGAGUAAAUUUCAGUGGAUUGAGAGAGACUGUGAAGGUCGUCCACUGCUGAAAAGAAAGAGCAGAAGCGGAAAAACGCGUAUGCGUUCUUCAGCUACAGUCCUGAAUCCUUGUGACCCAGCUGAGGAGGUAUCCAUGGUGACAGAACAAAACAUGUCUCAACACUUACUUGACAGUGAGAUGCAGAAACUGCAGGAGAUUCUGGCAACAACUGUUGAAGCUUCAGAUGGUCCUCCUUCAACAUCAUCAUCAUGGAGCUUGCGACAGUCUGCAGCCCAAGAUGAGUGGCAGAAAGCAAGGCCCUACCACCUGGACUGCUUGUUGUUCUCCAGGGUGGUCAAGGAAAAUAAAUGCAGUCAGUGCUCAUCUCCUGCCAUUAUUCGUUGCAGAGACUGCAUGCCUGAAGAGUGGCUGUGUAUGGAGUGUGAUAUAAUUUGCCACAAAAAACUGGUACUCCAUAACAGGGAGUCGUGCAUUGAUGGAUUUUACCGGCCCAUUCCGCCAACGGUGUGCUGUGUGAAAGAAAAUGGCAGAUGUACAUUAAAAAAUCAAGUUCGGCUGUUGCCUACAGUGAGACCUGACCGACUGUGCACCUGUGACCCAACAAACAUCACAGAAUCUGCUGGAAGAGUAACUAUUUUGGUUUGCAUAAAUGGUCGUUAUGACUUGUACUUGCCCAAUUUGGCGUGCAGAGUGUGUCUAUCACAAUGGACACCUGACAGAAGCGACCUCAUAAGAAGUGGGUAUUGGCCAGCAUCUGUAAAUUCUGAAACAUUGUUUUCAGUGGAUGUAUUCAGCACAUUUGAGGAGAUGAAAACCGUUGCUCCGGGUUUGUCAAGACAAGGCUUUUUGCGGUUGUUAGAGCAGAGGACAGAGCAGUUUGGAAGGAGCGGUAAAAUACAUGGAGAUGCAUUUCAAAGGAGCUUUGUGGAAUACACUUUCUGCCAGUUUUUAUGUGAGAAAAUGGCAAAUGUGGAGCACUUCACCUGCCCAGCAUGUACACCCAACAUGCUUGCGGUUUCUGCAGACGGCAACAGAAAACUGUACAGGUUUCAACACUCUAAAGGGUCAGAGGAACCAUACUUUGAGGGCAUCUUCAUUGCCAAAGAUGUGGACGUAUCCUCUUUCGUUGAAGAAAUCAGGAGUAAAGCGAAAAGUACUCCAGGAAAAGGCACUUGUGGUGCUACUCAGUGGUCUGCUGCCAGGGAGACUGCCAGAAGAGCUAGCAAACUUGAUGAAGAGGGUCUUGAGGUAGCUGUUUGCAGGCAUGGGGUGAUAUUAAAGGGUCUCAACAUGUACAGGGGGGAGAUCUUUCCGUAUCCCCUAUUCCUGCAGAAGGAGCUUCAGGCAGCCACAAACAUACAUUUCUACUGCACUGACAUCUCAUGCAAGUACUGGCCCUAUCUUCAGAAGAUGUCAGUCUCUAUGCCUGAACUGAGCCCUCUUCUUCAAAUGAGACCAUUUCUGUCAGUCAUGCACGCCAAGGCCCAUUCAACUAAGUGUGAGAUUGUCUGGAGUGGUAGGAAUCAGGAGGGUGCUGGCGCAACUGCAGGGGAAGAGGUGGAAAUGGUGAACAGUUUCCUCUCUCGUUGUGCUCUCACAACGAAGUACAUGACCAAAUCUGCUCGCAAUGACAUGCUGACUGUACAUGCAAUUGGGUGGAAUAGACGCAAGCAUGAUGGCCUUCAUCUUGCAUUGUCCAACAGAUAUGUCAAGACCGUCCGAAAGGCUGAGGGGUCCCAGAGGAGUCCCAGAGGCUGGAGAACUUGAGCCGUGAACUUGGGUGUCCUGAGAACAUGGUCCAGCAGUGGGUACAUGACGUCAGACAGUGGGCCACUGAUGAUUCUAUAGAUGUCAGACAGGAUGACCAACAUAGCCUUCAGCGGUCGAUAGAGCACAUAUGUAUGGGUGUCUAUCAAAAAAAAGCAAGCCUUUAUAAUCAGACAGACAGCAACAAGAUUCGACAAAUGCGGCGACGGAAACUGGGGGAAGAGAAAAGGAAACUCUUUGAAGCAAUCAAACGAUACAAUGAGCAGGUGCCAGAGGAGGAGGGCAUAAAUGAGCAGAUGGUGGAGAGCCGACUCUCUAUGGUGGGCCAUGGCAGUGGGGAGGACAGUCUAAUAUGGCCAUGGGAGGUUCACAGCGCUGAAUCCACAAACAUCCUCACUAAGAAGAAGAUUUUCGAUGCAUACAUGUCAAAGAUGCGGCUGCAAGAAGAGAAGAUCCUAAUUCUUAGGGAGAUGAGACAGCACUGCACCUACCUCAGAGGGCUGGCUGAUGGCAUUAGGAAGCUGAUUGCAGAAAUGUCUGGAGGAAACCGUGGCAGUUUAACUGACGAGGGGCAUUGUGGGCUACAGUGUCUUCUACAGGAAAGGCUUGCUGAUGUGGAGGAGAAGAUUAAAGUCGUUUCCUCAAGAUACAGCUUGGCUUUAGGACCUCUAUUCCCUGAAGACUGGUCUGAGGAGAUACCGGAGAUACCGGAUGAGAAUAAAGGACUUGAAUACGAGAGCUCAGAGUACAGUGAUUUGGAAGAUGUCUAACUAAUUUGUGAAUUGACAUGUGUUUUUGCAUUUGCUUGCCGGUUUUUUUUUUUUUUGUUUGGAGGGUGUGGUUUUGGACAUACCCUUUUUCAAUAGAUAGUCUCCCUUAUUUAAUUUACAUAAAUACCAUUGCCUUUAUUGUGAUGAAUAAACUAGCAAAAUUAUUUCUGUGUCAGAUGAAGAGUCCCCACCCACCAGCCCUGUAACUGAUCAAAUUAAUGUACUUGGUACUAACUCUAUAAAUAAAAGCUGACGUAUAGUGA